UAAAGCCAAGCUCCGCCUCUGGAGCAGACAUCCCAUGAGUCAUAAAGUUUGAUGUCCUGCCCAAAGUUUAGACCCGACUGGAGCGAAACUUUUUUUUUUCUUGAAAGUGAGCCGCCGAGAUUUGUCCUGCGAACCCUGAUUGUUUCUCCUUUGUGAGAAUAACCUCUAACACCUUUCGUUAGGAAAACAAAACAGUGGGACUCUUUGCGCGUUUGUUGUGUUUUUCGUCUUUUGUGGCUGCGUCUGGGUUUUUUUUUUCUUUUUGGAAAAGCUGGGGCCGGACGACAACACAUCAGAUUCCAGUGUGGAGUUGUAGAUAUGCGCUUUGUUACAUCCACAACUAUGCCAGCAAGAAACCCCAGGGAAACGCUGUGUUUGACUGCAGACUUCGACAGCUAACACACCGCGGGAGAAAUCCAGAGUCAUCGGCUGAGAAACUUUUAGAAUGACUUCGGAUCACUUUUGCUGAGAGCCGUCGAGAGUGAUCCACAUUUCCUCCUGCGUAAAAAAACAACAGAAGAAAAAAGUUUGGGGAUUGGCUCAAACUUCUUGUUGUGCGCCCCUGAACGCGUCAGUUUCGGAUUUACGCAUAGAAGUAAAAGUUCGCCGAGUGUUUUGGCACAAUGGAUCCGAGCCAGCACAACCCUCCUGCCGGACACCAGAUCGUCCAUGUACGCGGUGACUCUCAGACAGACCUGGAGACGCUUUUCAGCGCCGUGAUGAACCCGAAAGGCACCAUCAUACCCCAGUCCGUGCCCAUGCGGAUGAGGAAGCUGCCAGACUCCUUCUUCAAACCUCCAGAACCAAAGUCCCAUUCCAGACAAGCCAGCACUGACGCUGGGAGUGGUGUCACCCUCACCCCCCACCAUGUCCGUGCACACUCGUCCCCGGCCUCCCUGCAGUUGGGAGCCGUUUCCGGUGGCUCCCUGUCUGGCAUGGCAUCAGCAGGUGCCUCCCCUCAACAUCUCCGUCAGUCCUCAUACGAGAUCCCUGAUGACGUGCCCCUCCCCCACGGGUGGGAGAUGGCAAAGACCACCUCCGGCCAGAGAUACUUCCUCAAUCACAUUGAUCAGUCCACCACCUGGCAGGAUCCUCGCAAAGCACUGCUCCAGAUGAACCAGGCGGCUCCGGCCAACUCUCUGCCGGUCCAACAACAGAAUCUUAUGACCCCAGCUAGUGGUUCUCUCCCUGAUGGCUGGGAACAAGCUAUUACGUCAGAGGGAGAAAUCUACUACAUCAACCACAAGAACAAGACCACAUCCUGGCUCGACCCACGACUCGACCAACGCUACGCCCUGAACCAGAGGAUCUCCCAGAGUGCUCCAGGGAAGGCCGGCCAGCUGCCCCCCAGCAUCCACAGCGCAGUCAUGGGAGGCAACAAUCAGAUGCGUCUGCAGCAGAUCGAGAAGGAACGACUGCGACUGAAGCAACAGGAGCUGCUUCGGCAGAGACCACAGGAGCUCGCUCUGAGGAAUCAGCUGCCCACCAGUAUGGAUCAAGAUGGCAGCACGAACCCAGUGUCCUCCCCUAUGGCCCAAGAUGCCCGCACGAUGACUGCCAACAGCUCCGACCCAUUCCUUAACAGCGGGACUUACCACUCCAGGGAUGAGAGCACAGACAGCGGCUUGAGUAUGAGCAGCUACAGCGUCCCUCGCACUCCAGAUGACUUCCUCAACAGCGUGGAUGAGAUGGACACAGGGGACUCUCUUCCACCCUCCAUGGCAACACAGCCCAGCCGUUUCCCAGACUAUCUGGACGCCAUCCCGGGAACAGACGUGGAUCUGGGCACCCUGGAGGGGGAGAGCAUGGCGGUGGAAGGCGAAGAGCUGAUGCCCAGUCUGCAGGAGGCGCUGAGCUCCGACAUCCUCAACGACAUGGAGUCCGUGCUGGCAGCUACCAAGAUCGACAAGGAGAGCUUCCUCACAUGGUUAUAGAAGGCCCAAGCGGGGGUGCGCCUUCCUCCUCUCCCGACACUCUCGAACUGCUGCCUGCUCUAAUCUGUGAAGGAUUCAUGCUUUUACAAGACAUUUCAGCGAGCCUCUGUGGACUUCUGUCUCUGCGUUUAAGGCCAACCUCCUUUUUUGAGGCUGUAUCAUUCUGUUCUUCUCUCUUCACUGGUGUGUUAUCUCUUUUAUUUUUGUCUGUGUCUUCAAGGCUGGCCCAUGAACAGACAAUUACGCAAGGGUCCCCAAAUCGUUCACAGCUCUGUCAGUGAAUCUAGGGCAUCUCCACCUAGAGUAGGGGUCGCCCCGUCCCCGGGUCGCCCCCACCCCCCUCAGAGCGGAGCUGGGCACACACUCCUUUGCAAAGACUGCCCAUCCGUUGUCACCUGGGGUCUGUGGUGCCUCCUUUUCUUGCAGCACUACUUUACUGUGUUUGGAACUAUUUGCAUCUAGCUUAAGUAGCUUUAUAUUUGGCCUUGUAAGUUUCUUUUCUUUAUUUUGUGUGUAUUCAACGAGCCUGAGAAACCAAAAAUGAUGUAUUUGAAGCAUAAAGAACAAUACUGAUUUGGAGUAAAGGCAAUGUGUGGCCCAGCUCGGACAUUUUGGCUUUGCCGCGGGGGGUGGGCUGAGGGUUGGAGCCCGGGGACAGACUACAUUGCUGCUUGGCUGUGCCAGCAAGUCUAAGUUAAACCUUUGAUAGAUCAAGUGCCUUCAGUUGUAUUUUUUUGAGACGCGAGCACCACGAACAAUUACGAAGUUUCUGUACCGCAAUAAGCAUUAGGCUGCGUUCAUAAGCGUCAGCCACACUCUUCCUCUAUCUAAUGUUCAAUAAUCAGAAUUGUAUUUUUGUUUUAUAAACACAUGAGGGGAUUUAGGGAAUAACUUUUUAUCUCAGUCUUAUCCAAGCCUAAUUCAUGAUUCAUUCUUUGUUUUAUCUUUUUAGUAUUCUUUUUAUUUUUAGGUUACUACAUAUGUAUGAUAGCGUAGAUCAAACGGCAUUUUGCUUUUGUUCUUCAUUUCUUUCAUCGAUGAAUUUCUACAUUUAACAGGGUCGACUGUUAUCACAGCACCUCACUUCACCAGAGAAGAAGUCGUCUGCCAGGACAAGGAUUGAUUCAGUUUUGACUUUGUAUUUUAUUUUAACAAUCUAGCUGAUUCAUUUCUUGUCUUUUUUUAUUUACUAUAUACAUAUUGGUGUGAUUGUUUUUGUUGAUCACAUGCAGCUUUUUACUAUCUUUCCUAAACAUUAACCAAAAAGGCAGAUCUCAAACAGAAACUAUAGCUCUUUGAUCAAUUGUGACAACGUACAUUAUAUACAGCGUUUGAAACCGUCUUCCUGUGAGCAUGGGGGCGGCUGAACGCCUCCUUGCACGAUGCUGUGCUGUGUUGAAAUGAGGGGUUUGUAAACUACAGCUUGGACAAGUUUGAGCAGGUUUAAGAGUCAAGUCGAAGGGGUGACGCAGAAGGCCGAGGUUUGACUGACUGGCAGUGAGUUGUGUGGAUUGUUAAUUUUAAUUUUUUUUUUUCGUGGAGUAAUUAAGAAAACAAUCAGUUAUUAUCUCAGUCAGGAAUUGUGGUGGCAAAUUCCAAAGAUGUUUCUUUUCUUUUUUUUUUUUUGUAACGCCGACACUUAUAUUUGCUUCCAUUUUCACCGAGUCCAGAAACGGUAUGAUUUGUAAAUCAGCCUCUGUAUGAACAAACUGUAUAAGCUAAUGAGAAAAAGAUGUAGGUUUUUAAGUGUUAACGGGCACGUCUGAGUAGGUCUAGCUGAGAGAUUCUUUUUUUUUUUUGGUUUUGUUUUGAGUGACUAACCCUGAGAUUUAAGGAUUUAAGGUUUCAGAACAGAGAAGCAAGUGUUUUCUAUCUUCUAUAAGCGCUCACAUGUUUACAUGCUCUCCGAGUAAGAAAGUGCUAAAGCCCCAGUGGAGACGACACACCGGCAACACUCUCAUAAUCAUGUUAUUUUGAUGUUUACACCAUGACUACACCUUCUAAUUACUGCAGUAACCUCUGAAUAAUCAGCCUGCCGUGCACGCCCUUGAUGAGGCCUUGCAGGAUGUCACAGCGAUUCUGUUGCCAGCCAAUACACAAUUGGUAGCAUUAAGUUGAUGGAACAAUUCUUUUUUUUUUUUCUUUUUUUUUGUAGAUCUGAGAACAUGAACUUUUUUAUUCUGUGCGAGAAACCUCUUUUUUUAGUUUUGAUUUUAUUGAUCAUUAAAUCAUGUGUUGACGAUGGAUUAAGAUGGAUAAACAGUGUUGGUGAGAACAAUGCAACUAAAACGAGUGGUACACUGCAGUGCUUGUAUUGCACGGCUACAGAGUUUUCAUUUUGAUGCAAUGAUGCAUUUUGUCACAAACCUGAUUUUAUGCUUACUUAGUGUGUACUUGUCGGAGCAUAUUAGCUGUUGACUGUCAGUGUAGCAGUAGAACUAAUCACACAAGUUAAAGGAUUUUGUAUUUAGAGUUUUUCUAAAUGCACAUGAAAUGAUUUAUAUUCAUUAAUGAUCUAUUCAUUUUUCGAUAGAUAUGUGCAUGUGUUUUAGAACAAUAAAUUCUGUUACAUUAUAUCUCUCUUCAUAUGAUACUUUGAAAUUGACCUGAAAUAAACUAUAUACUUUGUGGUAA
Paralichthys olivaceus (Japanese flounder) is the source of this 4568-nucleotide messenger RNA. RefSeq names its product Yes1 associated transcriptional regulator (gene yap1). The record is from RefSeq and is a predicted model, not a curated record. Gene Ontology annotation, biological process: hippo signaling; positive regulation of transcription by RNA polymerase II. Gene Ontology annotation, molecular function: protein binding; transcription coactivator activity. Gene Ontology annotation, cellular component: nucleus; cytoplasm. Lineage: Eukaryota; Metazoa; Chordata; Actinopteri; Pleuronectiformes; Paralichthyidae.